Molecule: messenger RNA, 689 nt
Organism: Asparagus officinalis (garden asparagus)
Lineage: Eukaryota; Viridiplantae; Streptophyta; Magnoliopsida; Asparagales; Asparagaceae
Product: putative ATP synthase protein YMF19
Exons: 2
Coding region: 1-609 (202 amino acids)
Cellular component (GO): membrane; mitochondrion
Source: RefSeq, a predicted model, not a curated record
AUGACGAUUAGGGGUUCCCAGUUUGCCCAGUCGGGUCUCUGGCGGGGUCGUUGCCUCACGCGGUUCAACGCUUGGGUGAUAUACGUCUUCUUUGUCUGGAAGAGUCUUCUUCUGUCUGGAAAGUGCUUUUCUCAAUCAAUCAUAAGGCCUCAACUAGAUAAAUUCACAUAUUUUACACAAUUCUUUUGGUUAUCCAUCCUCCUCUUUACCUUUUAUAUUGCUAUAUGCAAUGAUGGGGAUGGAGUACUUGGUAUCAGCAGAAUUCUCAAACUCCGAAACCAACUUCUUUCGCACCGGGAGAACAAGAUUCGGAGUAAGGACCCUAAGACUUUGGAAGAUCUCUCGAAAAAAAGUUUUCACACAGGUCUCUCCUAUAUGUACUCCAGUUUAUUCGAAGUAUCCCAAUGGUGUAAGACCGUCGACUUCUUGGGAAAAAGGGGGAAAAUCACUUUGAUCUAUUCUUUCGGAGAAAUAAGUGGCUCACGAGAAAUAGAGAGAAAGAUUCUCUAUUUGAUCUCGAAGUCAUCAUAUCAAACUUAUUCCAGUCGGAUCACUUGUGGAAAUGAAAUCAUGCUCAUCCAUCUUCUACACGGACAAGGAAGCAUCUAAACAAGUCAAUUCGGUAGAAGAAGUCGGAAGAGGAGGCUCUGUUUCAGCCAUGGAGCAGGAGAAGGGGAGUGUGGUGGGUG